Molecule: messenger RNA, 6914 nt
Organism: Misgurnus anguillicaudatus (oriental weatherfish)
Lineage: Eukaryota; Metazoa; Chordata; Actinopteri; Cypriniformes; Cobitidae
Source: RefSeq, a predicted model, not a curated record
UAUUCCGAACUACUGAAUACCUGAUCUCCAGAAUUCCUGCACCUCCUGCUCUGGUUUGGAUCGGAUCAUGGAGGGAGGUGGUGAAGCAGCCAUGAGCACCUUCAUCAUGGAUGAAGAGACUCUCAAGAGAAAACAGAGAGAAAAACUGAAGAAACUGCAAGCCACGGGAGGAAACCCGCGUCCUGCGCGAUCCCUCCUCUUCCUCACGCUGAAGAACCCUUUCCGCAAGGCUUGUAUCAACAUUGUAGAGUGGAAACCGUUUGAAAUCAUCAUCCUCCUCACCAUCUUUGCAAACUGUGUCGCUUUGGCUGUUUUCCUCCCAAUGCCUGAAGAAGAUACAAACAACACCAACAGUAACCUGGAGAGUCUUGAGUAUAUUUUUCUCAUCAUAUUCACUAUGGAAUGUUUCCUGAAGAUCGUGGCGUAUGGAUUUCUUUUUCACGCCGAUGCCUAUUUACGAAACUGCUGGAAUAUAUUAGAUUUUGUCAUUGUGACAAUGGGGUUGUUCACCAUCGUGGUGGACUUCAUCAAUAACAUCAGUGGUGUGGAGGCUCCAGUGGAACAGAAAGGAGGGUUCAAUAUGAAGGCCCUGAGAGCAUUCAGAGUCCUGCGGCCCCUGCGUCUCGUCUCCGGGGUCCCCAGUCUGCAGGUGGUCAUGAGCUCCAUUCUCAAGUCCAUGCUGCCUCUGUUCCACAUCGCCCUGCUGGUUUUCUUCAUGGUCACAAUUUACGCCAUUAUUGGCCUGGAGCUUUUCAAAUGCAAAAUGCAUAAAACAUGUUACUACACUGGCACAGAUAUUAUUGCAACAGUGGAGAAUGAGAAGCCAUCUCCAUGCGCUCUGACUGGUAGCGGUCGACGAUGCACUCUGAACGGGACCGAGUGUCGCAAGGGUUGGCCUGGGCCAAAUAACGGCAUCACUCACUUUGAUAAUUUGGGUUUCUCCAUGCUCACCGUAUACCAAUGCAUCACCACGCAGGGUUGGACAGAUGUUCUGUACUGGGUGAAUGAUGCGAUCGGAAUGGAGUGGCCCUGGUUGUAUUUUGUCACCCUGAUUCUGUUGGGCUCAUUCUUCAUCCUCAAUCUGGUUCUGGGAGUUUUGUGUGGUGAGUUCACUAAGGAGAGAGAGAAGAGUUCUCGCAGUGGAGAAUAUCAGCAGCUGAGGGAAAGACAACAGUUAGAUGAGGAUCUGAAAGGAUACAUGGAGUGGAUCACACAGGCUGAGGUCAUGGACAACGACCUUGAAGGCCAUGGUAUUCACACACCCCAUAGACUACAGGUGUCAUAAAAUCUGAGAUUGUCCUCUGUUACAGCAAAAAAACUGAUGGGAAUGACUUUAUUUCCAGGAAGACUUUCAUGCUUUGGGUUCCUGUGCGUGUUUGUGUUUUUCAGUCGUCACGCACGUCGCUGGAACCGUUUUUUCAGGAGGAAGUGUCGGGUUUGGGUGAAGUCCAGGCUCUUUUAUUGGCUGGUGAUAUUGCUGGUGUCUUUCAACACCCUGGCCAUCGCAACCGAGCACCAUCAGCAGUCCCAGGCCCUCACUAAUUUCCAAGACAACACAAAUAAGGUGCUGCUGUCUCUGUUCGCGGUGGAGAUGUUUCUGAAGAUGUAUGCAAUGGGGUUGCCGUCUUACUUCAUAUCUCUUUUCAAUCGUUUUGACUGCUUUGUGGUGUCUGUGGGGGUCAUGGAGCUCAUUCUCGUACGUAUGGAUGUCAUGUCUGUCAUGGGGAUCUCUGUACUGCGAUGCAUUCGGUUGCUGCGUCUCAUCAAAAUCACCAGGUAUUGGACAGCCCUCAGUAAUCUUGUGGCGUCGCUCUUAAACUCGGUGCGCUCCGUCGCCUCCUUGCUGCUGCUCCUCUUCCUAUUCAUAGUCAUCUUUGCUCUGCUUGGCAUGCAGGUGUUUGGCGGAAAGUUUAAUUUUCCUGAUGGCGGUGUGCGCCGUAGCAACUUUGACAAUUUUCCUCAGGCGCUCAUCACCGUUUUCCAGGUCAUGACAGGUGAAGACUGGAACUCUGUCAUGUAUGAUGGAAUCAUGGCUCAUGGAGGUCCAUCAAUGCCUGGAAUCCUAGUCAGCAUUUACUUCAUUAUUCUGUUCAUCUGUGGAAACUUCAUCCUCCUGAACGUCUUCUUGGCUGUUGCGGUGGAUAACCUGGCAGAGGCUGAGAGCUUAACGUCUGCCCAGAAAGAGAAGGCAGAAGAGAAGAUACGCAAAAAGCUUCUAAGAGAAAAUCUUCCUGAUAAGGGUGAAGAGGAGAAGACUUUGCUGGCAAAGAAACUUGCCGAGCAGAGAGCCAAGAUUGAAGGAAUUCCCACUACAGCUAAGCUCAAAGUAGAUGAAUUCGAAUCAAAUGUGAACGAGAUUAAAGAUCCAUUUCCACCGGCUGAUUUUCCAGGUGAUGAUGAAGAGGAAGAGCCAGAGAUUCCCAGCAGUCCUCGGCCUCGUCCAAUGGCAGAUCUGCAGUUGAAGGAAACAGUGGUGCCCAUGCCAGAGGCCAGUUCCUUCUUUAUCUUUGGCCCGCAGAAUAAGUUCCGCAAACUCUGCCAUCGCAUCAUCAAUGCCACCACCUUCACCAACAUCAUCCUCCUCUUCAUCCUGCUUAGUAGCAUCUCAUUGGCUGCAGAAGACCCCAUCGACCCAGUUUCCUUUAGGAACAAGGUCCUGGCCUAUGCUGAUAUUGUCUUUACCUCAGUUUUCACAGCAGAGAUCGUGUUGAAGAUGACCACAUACGGUGCCUUCUUACACACUGGCUCUUUCUGCCGUAACUCGUUCAACAUACUAGACUUGAUUGUGGUUGGUGUUUCCCUGCUGUCCAUGGGAAUGGAGUCAAGUGCCAUCUCAGUGGUUAAGAUCCUCAGGGUCUUGAGAGUGUUGAGACCUUUAAGAGCCAUAAACAGAGCCAAAGGUCUAAAGCAUGUGGUCCAGUGUAUGUUCGUAGCCAUCAAGACCAUCGGCAACAUCGUUUUAGUCACAAUGCUCCUGGAUUUCAUGUUUGCCUGCAUCGGGGUUCAGCUUUUCAAGGGGAAAUUUUUUUAUUGCACAGACCCACUUAAAAUGACAGAGGUGGAAUGCAGGGGAACGUUUAUAAAACACCAGGAAAACACUCUUCAUGACAUGGUGCUUAGUCAGCGUGAGUGGAUGAACAGCGACUUAAACUUUGAUAACAUUCUGAACGCCAUGCUGGCUCUCUUCACGGCGUCAACAUUUGAAGGCUGGCCAAAGUUGUUGUAUAAAGCCAUCGACUCAAAUCUGGAGGACAGAGGCCCAAUUUACAACAACCGCAUUGGGAUAUUCAUCUUCUUCAUUGUCUACCUAAUCCUCAUCGCCUUCUUUAUGAUGAACAUCUUCGUGGGCUUUGUUAUCGUCACCUUUCAGGAACAGGGAGAGCAGGAGUACAAAAACUGUGAGCUGGAUAAAAACCAGCGCCAAUGUGUUCAGUAUGCCCUGAAGGCCCGACCAUUGAGGUGUUACAUCCCUAAGAACCCGUAUCAGUACCAGGUGUGGUACAUCGUCACUUCCUGUUACUUUGAGUACCUGAUGUUUCUCCUCAUCAUGCUCAACACCAUGUGUCUGGGGAUGCAGCACUGUAAACAGUCGGAUCACAUCGACUACCUGGCCAAUAUGCUGAACAUCAUCUUCACUGUCCUAUUUACAGUGGAGAUGAUCCUCAAACUCGGUGCCUUCAAAGCCAAGGGUUACUUCGGCGAUGCCUGGAACGUCUUUGAUUUCAUAAUCGUGGUUGGCAGCAUUGUUGACGUCAUACUAAGUGAAAUUGGUAAUAUAAGCGUGUCUAUCACAUUAUUCCGACUCUUCCGUGUCAUGCGUCUGGUAAAACUGCUGAAUCGUUUCGAGGGGAUUCGGAAUCUGCUGUGGACCUUCAUCAAAUCAUUCCAGGCUUUGCCGUAUGUGGCGCUUCUCAUUGUCAUGCUGUUCUUCAUCUACGCUGUCAUCGGCAUGCAGGUGUUCGGAAAGAUCGCACUAAUAGAUGGAACUGUGAUUAACCGCAACAAUAACUUUCAGACGUUUCCUCAGGCUGUGCUCCUGUUGUUCAGGUCUGCCACAGGUGAAGCAUGGCAAGAAAUUAUGUUGGGCUGUUUGUACGGUCAGCGCUGUGACCCAAAAUCAGAUUACCUGCCCGGAGAGGAGUACACCUGCGGCUCUGGAUUUGCCGUUUUGUACUUCAUGAGUUUUUACAUGCUGUGUGCUUUCCUGAUCAUUAACCUGUUUGUGGCUGUGAUCAUGGACAACUUUGAUUAUCUGACCCGUGAUUGGUCGAUUCUGGGGCCGCAUCAUUUGGAUGAGUUUAAGAAGAUCUGGGCUGAAUAUGACCCUGAGGCCACGGGGCGCAUUAAACACCUGGAUGUUGUGACUUUGCUGAGGAGAAUCCAGCCGCCUCUUGGGUUCGGAAAGUUCUGCCCUCACCGUGUUGCCUGCAAGAGAUUAAUUUCUAUGAACAUGCCACUAAACAGCGACGGAACAGUAACGUUUAAUGCCACGCUGUUCGCUUUGGUCCGAACGGCACUGAAAAUUAAAACCGAAGGUAAUUUUGAAAAGGCCAAUGAGGAGCUGCGGGCGAUUAUUAAGCAGAUCUGGAAACGCACCAGUAUGAAACUGCUGGACCAGGUCAUUCCACCAAUCGGAGAUGAUGAGGUCACGGUGGGAAAGUUUUACGCCACGUUCCUGAUCCAGGAUCACUUUAGGAAGUUCAUGAAGCGUCAGGAGGAAUACUACGGAUACCGGCCAAACAAGAAGAACAAAAACACCACAGAGAUACAGGCGGGUCUGAGGAGCAUCGAGGAUGAAGCCGCCCCAGAGCUUCAUAGGGCGAUCUCUGGAGAUCUUCUCAAUGAGGAUGAGAUUGACGGGGCCAUGGAUGAAGCUGCAGAAGAGGGGAUCUACAGGAGAGCAGGUGGCCUUUUUGGCAAUCAUGUGGAUCCAUUCAGUAUGAGGAGAGGAACCCCUAUGCCAACCCAGGUGACCAGCCAGCGUCCCCUACAGAUCGCAGACAGUAAACCAGAGGAGACUGAAGCUUCACCCGGCUCACCCUCAUAUCUGAAUUAUCAUGCCAACUUUAACAACAACAACACAAACAACACCAGGAGCAUACAGAGGUACAUACAACAUGACAUAAGUUUUGGUCAUAUUAUAAUAAUGAUUUUGUCAUAAUAAAGCUCUCUCUCUCGGUCUGGUAGAUAUGAACUACACUUCCCAUCAGGCAACAGGGCAUCCAACCAUUACGGUCCUGUCAGUGCAGCUGACUUUCUUAUACAAGAGACUCUGUUUGCUGGAGGUUUGGAGAGUCUGGCCUGCGACUCCUACUUUGUAUCCGUAACAAAGGCAGAGAUGGCCGAAGCACUGCGCAUGGAUGUCGACGUGUUGGAGAGGAUCUCAGCAGCCAUUCUUAACAAACGUCAAGGACAUUCAGAGAUGUUUAAAGACACAGUAACCUGUCAGUUAGACGUUACGCAGUGCCAAGUGUAAUGUUCAUCUGAGGACACUGGAUGAACCAUAGAGACUUUAUUGGAUCAACAGGACUCAGAAUACAGCUGUGAGAACUGCCAAAGUGUUUUGACUUGUCCCAGACAAGUUGACAGAUAGUAGUUUUUUCAAUAUUUGAUGACAAAUGUACACAAAAUUACUUUCCACUGUCAAAAUACAUGAUAGAACAUGGGCCAAUUUUGGCCAGGCUAUUAUGUUAAGGUAUGACUACGUCUAAUGUCGAAAAACAUAUGCUGUUUCCAAAAUAGCCUAUUAUACACUUAUAUAGGGCACUAUUUGAGGGGGCAUUCAUUUGUAGUAGUGUCACAGUGGACAUUGUCAAGUGCACUCCUUCAAUCCCACAAUCCAUAGCAAUAAUAAGUGUACAGCUAAUGCAGAGCUCCACUUUGAGGCCUGCGCUGAAUUAAUUCAACAGACGAUGUUCACAGCGCUACUCACUUAUUUCAUUCAAGUUUUAAAUUAAUCUGUAAUUGCAUUAUAUUAGCACCUAUCGUCCGAUUCACAAUUUCUUUUGGUGUGUAAAGGGGGUCGCACACCGGCCGCGCAGCUCAGCGCCUCUAGGACAACUCGGAGGCAUCGUAAACUGGAAAUGCACAUUAAAUAGCGCGAGCUUCAUCAGAUAGCGUCUACUUCAAAAUGCAAGAUAUACGUUAGCAGCCAAUGUUAAUCGUUAAUGAUUUGGGACAAAUAUGAUGUUAUUUAAUGUUAAACUAUGUGAGUGGCGCUCUGUAGCGCGACAGGGAUUUGAGCAACUUCCUGAGUCGUUGCUGGGCAGCGCGGAGAGGCGCCUCCUGUCGCGUCUGGUGUGCGACCCCCUUAAGUGUGUAUUAGUACAAUAUGCAAAAAGUACAACCCCCAAAGUAAACGAUGACGCGAGUUAUCGUCUUCAACGUAAAUCUUUUUUCUUGGACUACAACAGACACAGAUUGUAGGCAACAGUUUACUUCCUGGGCUUGUUGACGUAGACAAGAACGACAUUAUCACAAUUCCUCCCGCUUCUGACUCAGAGCCUGUAAGUAAACUCCUGUUAACAUUGCAUUGUGAGUGAAUCUUUCAAACAUGGUAGGGAGCGUCAAAUUUCCAGCUGACGUCACAGUCACAACCAAACACAAUGUACAGAUUAGCUGGCCAAUCAGGGACACAGAGCUUUUCAGAUUGAUGAGAUGAUCUAAAUGUAUGUUAUGUAGAAAAAAGAAUGUGUUUUUUAACCAUAAACCACGCAAACACUAUUAUACCAAAUACACAAAAUAACCUUGUUUUAGCAAUGAAAUAGGUGCACUUUAAUACAUAAACAAGACAAAAAUACUAAGUAAGAAAGUAAUUCUUCUGGGGUGACAUUGUUGUUUUGCAUUAAAUCAAAUGUACUGACACAGAACAACAUAGCAAAUAAUAAAUAAAAUAUAAACACUGUUUUACUCAA